CCUAUAAAUACCCCGACACACUGACCGACUCUUUUGCUCCACGCGUCGAAUCAAAAUACAAUCGAUUUCAAAUAUCUUCUUGAGGAGUUUUCACAUUCACUCGAAAAUGGGAAUCUGCGUGUCCUCUAACCAGAGAGAGUCCAAUUCUCCACCGACGGUGAAGAUCGUGACGGUUAACGGCGAUCUCCGGGAAUACAACGCUCCGGUGCUAGCAUCUCAAGUCCUGGAAGCCGAAUCAGCCGCUGCUGCUUCUUCCUCUAGACCUUCACCGUACUUCAUCUGCGAUUCAGAUUCUCUCUGCUACGACGAUUUCAUACCGGCGAUAGAACCGGAGCAACCGCUUCAAGCCGAGCAGAUCUACUUCGUCCUACCCAUCUCUAAGCGUCAGAGCCGUCUAACGGCUUCCGACAUGGCGGCUCUCGCCGUGAAAGCAAGCGUCGCGAUACAGAACUCCGUGGGGAGAGAAUCUCGUCGGCGUAAAAAGGGGAGGAUCUCGCCGAUGAUGAUGCUUACUCAGCCUAACGAUUCCGUCGCCGCUGUUAACGGAAAAGUGAAUGAAUCGACGGUUCCGUUAAAGGCAUCGAGCGGUUAUAACCGGUCCGGUUCGGUGCGUAAUUUGAGAAGAUAUACUUCUAAGCGAGCAAAGUGGGCGGUUCGAUCCUUUAGGUUGAAACUUUCAACCAUCUAUGAAGGCGCCGUCGUUUAGAUCCGUUAUAUAACUUUUGUUUGUUUGUAUAGAAAUCACCAAACAAAGUAUUCAUAUGAUUGGCUAUGUUUCUAUAAUUAGACAAUCAUAAUUUACAACUAUACGUAAGAUUAAUAAUAAUACUGUGCUAAGAUAUAAACCUUGAAAGUGGUUGUUUUGU
Messenger RNA from Raphanus sativus (radish), 866 nucleotides. RefSeq lists its product as uncharacterized. The record is from RefSeq and is a predicted model, not a curated record. NCBI's taxonomy places the organism in Eukaryota, Viridiplantae, Streptophyta, Magnoliopsida, Brassicales, Brassicaceae. The transcript has a single exon. The coding region runs from base 107 to 706 and encodes 199 amino acids.